UGUGUCUUGCACAUUCAAAGACUGGUUAAUAGUGGUGGUAACAACAUUGAGACAUGAUGAAAUAAGGAAGGCAGAACAGAGUAUAAAUUAAACCAUGGAAGGUGUUAUGGGAGAAGUAAAAGUAUUAAAUUAUGGAAAAACUGGGUUGUUUUGAAACAAAGAAUACUGAAAUGAUGCGAAGGAGUAUAAUGAAAUAUAAAGUGAGCAGAAGGUGGAAUUUCAAAAGUCAAGAAUGAGAUGAUGUGAUUGAAUGAAUAAAUGUUAAUGUAAUUAACAAGAUAUUAACUCAAAUGUGUGAAGAAUUAUACCAUACAUGCCUUUUUCAACCCCUUAUUGGCUGUGGUACAGUUCUGUUGGAGCUUAAAAUUUCUGAGGUGGAUUAUGGUAAUGUGUCUAGCCACGCCUUGUGCAUGAUCUUGUAUGCUAGUCUGCCCCCUGGGUGUCCACAAAAUAGCAGUUUAGUCCCCAUCCACAUUGUCUGUAUGGAAUGUCAGUUUUAAGCCUGUAUGAGUCCGGGUGGGUUUUGUAAUAAAUCAGGAUUGAAACUUGUUCAAUGGACAUUAAAUAGACCAUCAGUAUAAACUGUAUGAACAUAUUAAAAUUUUUAAGACCAUAAGUUUUAAAUUGGUAAUUUGAAGGUAGUGAGUUGUUUUCCACAUUAAGUGAAUGAAAUAUGCAUUGAUUCUUUAAGUACAAAAAAGAAAUUAAUUUGUGACAAGGUCAAGCUAGAGGUCAUAGCUGAUACCACUGAAGAUUGUGAUAUGUUGCUUGUAAUUACUGUAUUAUUUAUAUUUGUGAUAGCCAAAGCAUAGUAUUUUUUAUUUCUUGCUUCACAGAAAUUGAAUUCUAGCCUGAGGUUCUGUUCAAGUGACUUCAAUUUACUGCGUGGCUAGCAUAGCCCAUCAAUCUGGCUCACAUGGCGACUUAGAUCAAAAUUUACCUACAUUUUUGUUGUUUUCAAAGUAAACUUAUUAUUCUUUAGGCACAUGGUGAUCAUAAACUAAAAAUGAAGGUAAUGAAGUUUGUUAUUGAAAACAAUUCCAAAAACACAGCACCCAAAAGUGACACAAUCAUUAAGAUAUUUCAGUACUUCUUUUGAGAUUCAUGUUGGGUACACUGCCAUGGACAGUUUUUGUAUAUAGAAGUAGGUCUCAGGUCUGUCAGGAAGAGUAUGGUUAAUAAUGUGAUGGUUUGUCAUCUUCCUCAAUAAAAUAUUUUUGUGAAUCUCUGAUAGUAUAAAUAUUGUUGAUGCUGAUAUUAUUGUGAUGAGUGGAUAUGAGCAGCAAUAACUUGUAAUGUCUUCCAUGAUAUCUAGAUUUUAACAUUCACAGAUGUUUAGGAGUAGGCAGUAGACAAUGUACAAUUCAACAAUGAGGCUCUGAAUUCACUAAAUAUAUAAAAUUAAUUAGUUACAUAUUAAGCCUGUAGUAUUAAAAUUAUAUGUACAUCUACUUUUUAAAUUUUUAGCCUUAUUUCUCUUAUUAAAAUGUGUUUCUCUUCCGUGUUGUAUAAGAAGGGCUUAAGUAAAUAAAAAUCUUUUUUUUUUAAAGGUUUGCAUAUGGAGAACUGUAGUGACAGAAUGUGCCUCAGAAAUUUUAGUUAAUUUUUAUGGAAAUAUAGUAUUAAUUAAUGCUGUGCUUUCCAGAAACAUAAUUCCAGUGUUAACUGAAUUUUAUCAGCAGACCUUGAAAAGACAGACUUCUAAGGAUGUGAGACCUUGGUCUCAUAUUAUCUGUAAUCUUUUCUCAUGUCUAAAAAGUGUUGAAAUUGUGAUACUAUGCCCAUGUCUGAAACAGCAGUAAUCUGUCUGAGUAUAACCUCAAAUUAAAAAUGUGAAAUAGAUAACUAAAUCACCAAUUCAGAGAUGUAUAAAAAUCGUAUGUAUUCAAGGUAUUUGUAAGCCUAUAAUUUUAUCUCAGCAUGUGUCAUGUAUCUUCCAUUUGGUCACCUUUCCUCCCACACCUCCUAAAAAUGGCACCUCAUUUACCAUGGUGUUUAUGGCAUCAGAAACACAUAAAUUCUUGGGGGAAAAAAAUUCAGCGGCAUGUGGCACCAUAUCUUCGGACUAUGCCUUAUGGUGAGACGCAAUGUUCAAUUUGCUUUUUCACAAUUUCCCUAUGGUGUCUUUUCGAGCUCUCAAACAAAUAAUAUUUUAUUCUAAAGUUGUUACACAGAACUACGUUUGUCAGCUGUACCAGGCCCAUUUCUAGUAGGCUAUUUCAUAGCCCUUUUCCCUUUCUUAGUGAAAGUUACUGUAAAAUCCAAUGUAUCCUAAGGUCCACUUAAAAAAUUGUUGACCAUCCUGGAGACCAUCACGUGGGUGGGAAAAAUCUUUAAUGCCUACUUCUACUAUUUUCAGGUUAUAUGUUUCAUUCUUUUAUUCUGUCACAAGCUUACAAGCUGUGUAGAAGAACAGGACAAAAUAUAAAUGAAAUGUGUUGACACCUACAGAUACAGAUGAUAAGAUAAGCUAUCUUUUAAAAAAGCACCCUGUUCUUACACAAGGGACAAUCAUAGACGUCCUAUAUAAGGCUGACGAUUUUGAGUGAGAUCCAGAAGCUACUCUACUAGCAGCAACACAACCCAUUUCAUCAAAGGUAUCAUCAUGGAGAAAAUCUGGAGCUGUUUGAUGCUGGUGUUGGCCAGCCUCUGCGCGGUUCACAUGAAGCCCCUAGACGAUGAGAGACACCGAGCACUGAUUAGAAGUGGGUACGUCCACUACCCAGGUGCUGGAUACUACAGACUGGCAAAGAAGCCUGCGAGUUGGGGUGAAGGACGCAGGAAUUGCCAGCAAGAGGGCGCAAUACUCUCAAUCGUCAACUCUCCAUCAGAGGCAGGCAUCCUGAAGGCCUUGUACCUAAGUGAAGGGCUUACCAAGCUGGAGAAAUACGAGAACGACGACAUAUCAGAAAUAUCGCGGGAUUCGAACAGCACAGAAAAUCCUCCUAUCCCAACUUCUGGAACCAUCCACAUUGGUUUCCAUGAUCUGUUCGUCGAGGGAGAAUAUUUAACAGUCCGCGGUGAGCCCAUCAUUGCGACAGGGUUUGUACGCUGGAAACCAGGGUAUCCUGUAUCAGAUGACCUUCACAACUGUGGUGCUUUCGACACCAACCAGUUUAUUUUGGAUAUUCCCUGUGAAUUAGAAUUGCCUUACGUAUGCGAGAUCUCAGAACUGUGAAAGCAAUAGCGAAGUUGAGGAAACUGGGCGCUUGACCCUUGUUAUGAUUACUUAAGUAAACGUAGGUGAUUUGAAUAAUUAACUGAUUAAAUAGAGGCUAUUGUUAUAACUCAAUAUAUAUAUAUAUAUGAUAAUGAUACAACAAUUUAAUAAAUGUGGGAUUCGCAUAACAAUACAUCUAGCCUUCUGGGGUAAUUUAUAGAAUAAUUGUAUGCAAUUAAUAUAACUGAAUUAAUGUAAGCUAAUUGUACACCUACCUUAAUAAAUAUAGCUAUUCGUAU
Zootermopsis nevadensis is the source of this 3459-nucleotide messenger RNA. The record is from RefSeq and is a predicted model, not a curated record. NCBI's taxonomy places the organism in Eukaryota, Metazoa, Arthropoda, Insecta, Blattodea, Termopsidae.